Messenger RNA from Purpureocillium lilacinum, 1749 nucleotides. RefSeq lists its product as uncharacterized. Gene Ontology annotation, molecular function: zinc ion binding; DNA-binding transcription factor activity, RNA polymerase II-specific. Gene Ontology annotation, biological process: regulation of transcription by RNA polymerase II. NCBI's taxonomy places the organism in Eukaryota, Fungi, Ascomycota, Sordariomycetes, Hypocreales, Ophiocordycipitaceae. The record is from RefSeq and is a predicted model, not a curated record.
AUGGCCGGUCCCGGUGGUGGUCCUCCUCGCCGCAGUCACACCAAGUCCCGCAAGGGCUGUGAAACCUGCAAGCGUCGUCACAUCCGCUGCGACGAAAACUUUCCGCAAUGCCGCAACUGCACCAAGCACAAGAUCCGCUGCCCGUACAACGACGUACAGGUGCCUGACGCCGAGCGCUCCACGACGCCGGACAAGCCCGACCUCAUGUGGACGCCGCAGAUCGAGGCGGCCAUUGGCGAGUGGCAGGCAACCGGCGUCUUUCCCUUCCCGUCGCUCGGCGUCUACCCGGCUCCCAUGCCGCAUAUGUACCCGGUCGAGGACCUCCGCCUCAUCUACCACGUCGCCAGCCUGUACCAUCAGCUCGCAUCCAUCGACGCCAACAACUUUACGCUGUGGACCCGCCACAUCCCGACUCUGCUGCGCAUCGGGGCGACCACGCCCUACGUCAUGCACGCCCUGCUCGCCUUCUCGGCCAUGCACAUCGCCUUCCUCACCGACUGCCCCCUGGUCGGCAGCAUGGCCUUUGAGCACCGCGGCAUCGCGCUGAGCGGCCUGCACGAGGCCAUCAACUCCUUCUCGCGCGAGACGUCGGACGCCAUCCUGGCCGCGUCCCUCGUGCUCUCGUGGCAGGCCACAGACUGGCGCAGCUGGACCCAGCUCAUGCAGGGCACCUCGACCGUCAUCGACGCCAUGGACGCCUGGAAGCACGAGUCGCUGUUCGGCGACUUCAUCGCCGAGAGCAGCACGUUCCCCACGGCGCCGCCCUCGCCGGCCCCGGACCACCGGCCCAGCCAGCCCCGGGACGAGGACCUCGCGGCCUACCAGCGGACCCUCGAGCAGGUGCAAAAGGUCGAGGCCCACCUCAAGCGCAACAAGGAGGAGACGACGCAGGUCCAGCACCUCAUCGGCUUCCUCAAGGGCGCCCGCAAGAUCAGCCCCACGCUGUCCAUCGCCGGCCAGUACGAGCGCCUCCAGCCGCUGCGCACCUGGCUCUUCUGGAUGCCCGUCGGCUACCUGCAGAGCUACCACGGCUCGCCCAACUCGCUCGUCAUCAUCGCCCACCUGUACACCGUCGCCAUCCUCAUGGAGCGCCUGUUCCCGGAGAUUGGUGCCGCCUACUUUGGCAGCCUGUCCAUCUCGCCCGUCGAGGAGAUUGCCCGCCGCCUCAUGUCCUACAGCGUGGCCGGCCACCACGGCGCCGACGGCACCCAGCAGCAGACGCCCCUGACCCUCAUGGAGUUCCCCAUCGACACCGUCGGCGAGUUUCGCUCCCGGAUGGGCUGGGUUCACCCGGAGAGGACCCCGUCUUUCCCGCAGUUCAACCCGCCCAACUUCCCGACUCUUCCGCCUCACACGGCCGCCGAACAGCAGCAGCAGCAGCAGCAGCACUACAUGCCCUACGGCAACGUCUCCUUCAGCUACAGCACCGAGGAGAUGCCCAUCCUCAACAGCGCCUCCAUCCCGGGCCAGGCCCAGCCGCCGUCGGUCAGCCCGCUCAUGCUGUCGUCUCCCUUCCCGAGCCAGCAGUACCUCGGCAUCCCGUCGCCCUCGUACCACGGCGCCUACAGCCCGGCCUCGUCCACCUUUGAAGGCUCCGUCGCCUACAGCGACUCGGAGGACUACUCGUCUGCCUUCGACCUGGCUGGUGCCGCCUCCUACGACCACGGCCACCAGCCGGCCAUGUUUGGCGAGGCACAUCGCAGCUACGGCGUCGGGUUCGUCCCUCCCCACCAGCCCGUGUGGAUCUAG